AUGAAACAACAUAUGCCUAACAAGCCUCAUCGUUGGGGCUAUAAAAUGUUUCUUUUAGCUGGAGGUGAAAGUGGCAUUUGUUAUGAUUUUCUUUUUUAUGUUGACAAAUCUGAUUUUGAUACACAGGAACAAGGUUUUUGUACAAAAGUUGUUCUUGAAUUAUGUGAAACUGUACCACUUGAGUUGAACAAGUUAGGUAUUUAUUCUGUAGGUACGGUAAGAGCUGAUCGCUUACUAGGUUUGAUCGUGAAAGACGAAAAAGAUUUAUCAAAAGAAGGUAAAGAAUCAAUGGAUCAUCGUGUUGCUGGAGUUGAUGGUGUUGAAUUAUGUGCAGUAAGGUGGUAUGACAAUAAGACUGAUAAUUGUUUGUCUACAUUGUACGGUUGUCAACCAACCGACUUAGUUGAACGAUGGUCGUCAAAAGAAAAAAAUCAUAUACAAAUUGCACAACCAAAUAUUGUAAAAGCAUAUAACCAAUACAUGGGUGGUGUUGAUUUGAUUGACAUGUUAAUUUCAUUGUAUCGAAUUAAUGGUCGUUCAAAAAAGUACUAUACUAAGAUUAUCUUUCAUCUUAUUGAUCUUUCAAUUGUAAAUGGUUGGCUAUUGUACCGUCGCCAUUGUUCACAGCUUAAUAUUCAAAAAAGAGACACCAUGUCUUUAUUAUUGUUUCGUAUAAGUGUUGCUGAAGCUAUGCUUAAAUCUGCACCACCUACACCUUCAACAAAACGUGGUCGUCCAUCUUUAGAUUCAACAUCAAAUGAAAAUAAUCAAACAACAACAUCAAGAGCUGUACCAAAUUCAAUUCCACCAUCAAGUGUUCGACUAGACAAGUUUGAUCAUUGGCCUAUUCAUACAUCAAAAGGUCGUUGUCGAAAUUUUGGUUGUAUUGGUUAUACAAGAAUUUGUUGUUCGAAAUGCCAACUAUACGUCUUUGCUUGA
Molecule: messenger RNA, 939 nt
Organism: Rotaria sp. Silwood1
Lineage: Eukaryota; Metazoa; Rotifera; Eurotatoria; Philodinida; Philodinidae
Source: the annotation of a GenBank genome assembly